ACACAUAUUUGGUUGCUGCAGACAGCUGAGUACCAGUAAUAAACAUUUUACUGACCGUCAAUAUAAAGACUAUGCCGCGAGUCGAGUAGUUAAGAAGCUGGCAGUCGCAAAGAAGCGAACCGGCCAGACAUACCAGGCACCCAGCAAGGAUUAUUACCACAAACUGCUUCAACUAAUGAAUGGGCAACACUUUGGUGGAGAGAAAGUGCUUUCAGCUUCAACUAGUGAAUGGGCAAUACUUUGCUGCACGGAUCAUUAUGCAAGCAUUGUUACUGGGAAGAUUCUAGCUUUGGUGUUCUUAAAGUUAACCUCGCUUGUACUUCAAGCUUUUAAAGAGGCAAACAUAGCCCUGACUGAACCAGCUGUCAUUGAAGCAGAAUACCGCCCAGGCAUCAACUACGAUAAAUAUCGGGAUUCACCUAGCCUCUAUGAAAUGGGUACCAGAGUUGACACUCUAGGAGGAACGUAG
Molecule: messenger RNA, 469 nt
Organism: Candidula unifasciata
Lineage: Eukaryota; Metazoa; Mollusca; Gastropoda; Stylommatophora; Geomitridae
Source: the annotation of a GenBank genome assembly